AUGGCACCACAUGUACACAGCGCAGCAUGCUGCAGCAUCCCGCCUAUCGUCUCCAAAGGCUACCAAGCCAAAGGGGAAUACAAGACCAUCGGCGGUUUAAAAAAUUACGUCACUGGCCCCCCAACUGCAACUAAAGCCAUCCUCUACAUCUUCGACAUCUUCGGCUACUUUGAGCAAUCCCUCCAAGGCGCCGAUAUCCUCUCCACCUCGGAUAAGGACAACAGCUAUCAAGUAUUCAUUCCCGAUCUCUUCGAGGGCAAACCCGCAGACAUUUCUUGGUAUCCACCCGAAACCCCCGAGCAGGGCGAGAAGCUCGGCAACUUCUUUCAGACAACCGGCGCGCCCGGUGCAGCCGCAGCCCGCAUCCCUGCUCUCAUCAAGGCCUACAAGGAGUUUAAUCCUAACAUUGAGGUCUGGGGAGUGGUGGGCUUUUGCUGGGGUGGAAAGAUUGUUAGUUUGACAAGCGGGAAGGAUACGCCGUUCAAAGCCGCGGUCGAAUGUCAUCCUGCUAUGGUUGAUCCAGCGGAUGCGGAGGGGAUUACUAUUCCGCUUGCUUUGUUGGCAAGUAAGGAUGAGCCGGCGGAGGAUGUGAAGGCUUUUGAGGGAAAGUUGAAGGUGGAUAAGUAUGUAGAGACCUUUGGGGAUCAGAUACAUGGUUUCAUGGCUGCCAGGUCUGAUUUGUCGGAUGAGAGGGUCAAGGCUGAGUAUGAGAGGGGGUAUAAGACAGUAUUGGAGUUCUUUUCCAAGCAUUUAAGCAACAGCGGAACCGGUUCUAGACUUUAA
This is a messenger RNA of Lachnellula hyalina, 783 nucleotides long. RefSeq names its product putative AIM2 family protein. Gene Ontology annotation, molecular function: hydrolase activity. The transcript has 3 exons. The coding region runs from base 1 to 783 and encodes 260 amino acids. Lineage: Eukaryota; Fungi; Ascomycota; Leotiomycetes; Helotiales; Lachnaceae. The record is from RefSeq and is a predicted model, not a curated record.